This is a messenger RNA of Centruroides sculpturatus (bark scorpion), 957 nucleotides long. RefSeq lists its product as uncharacterized. The record is from RefSeq and is a predicted model, not a curated record. The transcript has a single exon. NCBI's taxonomy places the organism in Eukaryota, Metazoa, Arthropoda, Arachnida, Scorpiones, Buthidae. The annotation marks the transcript as partial. Gene Ontology annotation, molecular function: catalytic activity.
CCUGGAGAAAAUAUUUCUUUAAAAGGAUUCAAUCUAUACCGCAAGGAUGAUGAUAGCCACAACCGUGCCAGUGGAGGUGUGGCUAUUGUUGUUUCAAAUCACAUCCCAUCCUUGCCAGUACAAAUAACAACUGAUUUGCAAGCUGUGGCAGUCAGAAUUUCUAUUGGAGUAACUGUCACAGUUUGUUCUAUAUACUUGCCACCAGAUGUCAGAGUCAAUGAGGAUGAAUUAAAUGCAUUAGUUGAACAGCUGCCUACUCUAUUCCUUUUACUGGGUGAUUUUAAUGGCCAUAAUCCAAUGUGGGGCAGUCCGGACAUCAACCGCCGAGGUAUAGUCAUCGAAAGAUUUAUGGGCAAUCACCAACUAUAUUUAUUUAAUACUGGAGAAGUGACAUACUUCCAUGCCCCAACAAGAACAUUCACUGCCAUUGAUCUAUCAUUAGCAAGUCCAAACCUGUUUUCAGCAUUUUCAUGGGAGGUUGGAUGUAAUCUACUCUCUAGUAACCACUUCCCAAUAUUUCUAAAUUAUCGAGGCAGAGAAAGCUGUGAAACAGCUCGUCCACCAUGCUGGAAACUUGAAACGGCAGAUUGGCCUGCAUUUUCCUCUUUAGCUAGCAUCACUGAGGAAAUGGUCAAUACUGCUGAUAUCAAUGAUGCAGUUGAAGUUGUCACUUUGUGCAUUAUUCAGGCAGCUGAGAAAACAAUGGGAAAGACAUCAACAAGAUAUCCAAAGCAUCUGAAACCAUGGUGGAACCAGAAUUGCGAGGCAGCAUUUAAAGCACAAAAGAAAGCUUGGGGGAUUUUCAGAAGGUACCCCACUGCUGAAAAUUUGGUUGCUUUUAAAAAAGCAAAGGCAAAUGCCAGAAGAAUAAGAAGGCAAAGCCAAAGGGAUUCUUGGAGGAAGUAUGUUUCUAGCAUAACAUCUUCCACUAGCUCAAAAGCAGUCUGGGAUAAAAUC